AAUAAAAUAAUUUGUGUACCAGAAAAUAAGGAACUUCCGGUGUGCACGCGGAAAACGCAACUGCAGCUACUUCCGCGUUUAGCCUGACUGCCAAAACCGAAAAAAUGACGGCCACUCUGCGUCCAUAUCUCAAUGCUGUGCGAGCCACGCUGCAGGCCGCUCUCUGCCUGGAGAACUUCUCCUCUCAGGUGGUGGAAAGACACAACAAACCAGAGGUGGAAGUCAGGAGUAGCAAAGAGUUGCUCCUCCAACCUGUAAUCAUUAGUCGUAACGAGAAGGAGAAGGUUCUAAUCGAGGGAUCCAUCAACUCUGUCAGAGUGAGCAUCGCCAUCAAGCAGGCAGAUGAGAUUGAGAAGAUUCUGUGCCAUAAAUUUAUGCGUUUCAUGAUGAUGAGAGCAGAAAACUUCUUCAUCCUUAGGAGAAAACCAGUGGAGGGAUACGACAUCUCUUUUCUCAUCACCAACUUCCACACUGAGCAGAUGUACAAGCACAAACUAGUGGAUUUUGUUAUUCAUUUCAUGGAAGAAAUCGACAAGGAGAUUAGUGAAAUGAAGCUGUCCGUUAAUGCCAGGGCGCGCAUUGUGGCAGAGGAGUUCCUCAAAAACUUCUGAGAGAGAGAGAAGACCUAAGAACACAUUCCUUAUUGCAAUAUUGGCCGUCACUGUGGGCCCUAUACAGCAGGGCAGCUCCUCCCUGAUGUUUUUCAAGAGGGGUAAAGAAAUAAAGGAUGUGCAGUAAGGCUGUGCAGGCAGACGGGGCACUUCCCUUUAACCUGAAGCUCAUCCUGUGCUCCUGAUUAUUGAUGUCUGUGCUAAAUAUUCCCACCAUGCUUUCAUUUUUCAAAGGUCAAAAAACACAUCAUCUGGAGUAAUGAGCACAGCAUUAAGCAUUUUUCUUUUUUUUUACAAAAUAUAAUUUAAAGUUUUAAAAAUAUAUUUACAUAUAUAUAUAUUAUAUGCACAUAAAUAUAAUUUUGCUUUGUUUUGUUGCCACAAAAUUGAAACUAUGAGGGCAAUCAGUUAAAGUUUUAUUUCCCAUGCACACAGAUGAAACAAAGUGAAAUAUCUGGCAAUGAAUAAAAAAA
Molecule: messenger RNA, 1084 nt
Organism: Cyprinodon tularosa
Lineage: Eukaryota; Metazoa; Chordata; Actinopteri; Cyprinodontiformes; Cyprinodontidae
Gene: arpc4
Product: actin related protein 2/3 complex, subunit 4
Exons: 6
Coding region: 105-611 (168 amino acids)
Biological process (GO): actin filament polymerization; Arp2/3 complex-mediated actin nucleation
Cellular component (GO): actin cytoskeleton; Arp2/3 protein complex
Molecular function (GO): actin filament binding
Source: RefSeq, a predicted model, not a curated record